Fonsecaea erecta is the source of this 1698-nucleotide messenger RNA. RefSeq lists its product as hypothetical. Gene Ontology annotation, molecular function: carboxylic ester hydrolase activity. The transcript is spliced from 3 exons. Bases 1 to 1698 code for a protein of 565 amino acids. Lineage: Eukaryota; Fungi; Ascomycota; Eurotiomycetes; Chaetothyriales; Herpotrichiellaceae. The record is from RefSeq and is a predicted model, not a curated record.
AUGUUCUCAAUUUUGGUUUGCGUGCUUCUCGCCUUCUCAGAUAUAUCCCUAGGUGCUCUGCUUCCUCGCCAGAGCAAACCCCCAACUGUCACCGUCAAGAAUGGAAGCUAUCAUGGCUUUCAUAAUCCAACAUACAAUCAAGACCUCUUCCUAGGUAUGCCCUUUGCUCAACCACCCACAGGCGACCUUCGCUUCCGUAACCCCGUCUCUCUCAACACCUCGUGGACUGGAAGUAAGAACGCAACACAAUAUUCCUAUGCAUGUUAUGGUUAUGGCUCGGAUGAUUGGGUCUUGGGCAACCCGGUGAGCGAGGACUGUCUCACCCUCAAUGUCAUCCGGCCUGCUGGUACGCAGGCGAAUGCAGAUCUUCCGGUUGGAGUCUGGAUUUACGGCGGCGGAGGCUACAUGGGUAGCAGCCUUGAUCCACGUUACAAUUUAUCAUUUAUUGUCCAGCAAUCUGUGGAGAUGGGCAAACCAUUCAUUGGCGUCAGUAUCAACUAUCGUCUUCAAGCAUUUGGAUACCUAUUCGGCACAGCAGCACUCAAAGCAGGCAUUACUAAUAUGGGUUACCGUGAUCAACGUCUUGCCCUGCAAUGGAUCCAGGAGAAUAUAGCUGCGUUUGGAGGAGAUCCAAGCAAAGUGACCAUUUGGGGGGAAAGCGCCGGUGCAUCCAGUGUUGGCGUGCAAUUGCUUGCCUACGGAGGGAGAGACGACAGACUCUUCCGCGGUGCGAUUCAGGAAAGUGGAGGACACAUAAGCUCUACUCGCUACACCAACGCCACCACUUGGGACAAGUACUACAACAACAUCACGCGCGCCACAAACUGCAGCACGGCCUCGGACACCUUGGCAUGCCUGCGCAAAGUACCUAUCGAAUCCCUCAACGCCGUACUCAACAGCAGCGUGACGGCACAAGUGCCCUACUGGGGCCCCAUGGUGGACAACGACAUGAUCAUCGACACGGGCACGCGUCAGCUCCUCGACGGCAAAUUCAUCAAAGUACCCCUCCUCCACGGACGGAACUUUGACGAGGGUACUAGUUUCGCGACGAAAGGCAUUAACACGACAGAGGAGUUCCUUGCCGGCGUGAUGAAGGACGGCCCGGACAAUGCCACUGCCACAACCAUCGCGGCCUUGUACCCAGACAUCCCUGCCAUCGGCAUUCCAGCCACACUAUCAGGCCGCCCGCCGCCGUCCAACGCCUCGCUGGGGGUCCAGUGGAAGCGUGAAGCCGCGUAUAUAGGUGAUCUACGUCAACAUGCACCACGCCGAUUGAUAUCCCAAAUCUACGCGGCCAACAACGUCAGCAGCUGGAGCUACCACUUCAACGUGCUCGUCAAUGGCCAGCCUCCCGCGAUCGGCGCAACGCAUUUUCAGGAAGUCGCGUUUGUGUUCCACAACAUCGAGGGAAUGGGGUACAACAACUCGGUGGCGGAAGACCCGUUCGAGAACAAACCGGCCAGCUUCGAUCGGCUGGCGACGAUCAUGAGUCGCAUGUGGGUCAGUUUCAUCGUGGAUGGAGAUCCCAAUACGAACAACGCUACCUCCGUCCACUGGCCCGUGUACACGCUGGACGACCCCCAAAACAUCGUCUUUGACGCCAACGCCACAGACCUGUUGUACGUGGAGCCGGACUACUACCGUGCCGAGGGUAUCCAGUACAUCUCGGACAGAUUCAUCUCGACAUAUGGACGAUGA